AUGCCAGUGGAUCGUCGCGCGACAAGGUUGCGAGUUAAAAAACAUAGUAAGAAGCAGAAAAGUGACGAGGAAAUAGAAUCUGAUAGUGGAGCGAGUUCCGUUGGGUCUGAAACAGAAUCUGAUGUCUCAGUACAUGAAAGUGCUCAUGAGAAGAAAGUACGACUUACAAAAAAGGCUAUCCAAAAAGCACUUGAAACAGUUGGUUCGGAUGACGAAAAGUACGAAGCACUUUCACUACGUCUCAAAGAAGAAGCACUUCAGGCUAAGGGAAAGUUUUUAGCGAAAUUCGCUCAUCAGAUCAAAUUCUUGAAUAAAGAGGAAAUUAUACUUCUAAGAGGUCAUCGAAAAUCUGUCUCUUGUGUAUGUAUAUCUGAAGAUGGCAAAUUUGCCUUCACUGGAGGGAAGGAUUCUUCGGUAAUUAAAUGGGAUCUAAACACAAUGGUAAAACUGUGUUCUAUACCUGGGGGGAAACGUGAAACAAAAUAUCCCUAUCAUACUGGCCCGAUUCUGUCUAUUUGCAUAUCCAGUGACAGUAAAUAUUUAGCUUCCUCCGGUAUGGACCAUUCCGUUAUAAUAUGGAACCCACAGGAUAUGAAAGUUUUCAUGAAACUACUGCACCAUAAGGUACCAGUCACAGCCGUUAGUUUUAGAUGCCAUUCACACAUGUUGUUUACAGCAGAUUGUUCUGGUCGUGUUUGUGUUUGGAAUAUGCCUUUGAAACAGGUAUUACAAGACCAAGGGGCAAGAACAAAUAUCGAAGUGUUAGGAUUAUGUGGUUUGGUAUCUGAACGGUGUGUUUCAUGUUCUGGGUUCGGUGGUCCUGGGGUCUGCGUUUGGAAAGUUCCAGAAGAAAUCUGUGUUCAGUAUAGUACGAAAAACACAUUAGAGAGUUCAGUAGAAUGCAUUUAUGCAGUCAAUGACGAAAUUUUCAUAGGGGGUUCUUCUACAAAUACUAUUUAUAUUUGGCAUUCAAGUAGAGGUAGCCCUGUAUUUACUGUUUCUCCUGCUCAUCCUGUGGCAAAAUUAUGCCCACCGUCGAUAUCAGAGCCUUUUAUCCGACCAGUUGCGAAUUGGGUUACUGCCAUUGCUGGUCUAUAUGGAACUGACCUGAUCGCUUCAGGUUCCUCCACAGGGCACAUACAAUUUUGGCGACUUGUUCAGCCACAAUUAGAACGUUCAAAUGAAGUUAAAGUACAACAACAACUACGAACACAAGUCAGUAUUGAACGCAUACCUGGUUUGAGUAUUUCAUUGGGUGGUUUUAUCAAUGGGCUGGCUUUCUCUUCUGAUCGUCGAUAUUUGGCUGUUUGUCUAGGUCAGGAACAUCGGUUCGGUCAUUGGGAGCCUAGACGUCAUGUCACUAAUGGUUUACUUCUAAUCCCACUGAAUGUAUCCUAG
Schistosoma rodhaini is the source of this 1398-nucleotide messenger RNA. The record is from the annotation of a GenBank genome assembly. Lineage: Eukaryota; Metazoa; Platyhelminthes; Trematoda; Strigeidida; Schistosomatidae.